Molecule: messenger RNA, 573 nt
Organism: Effrenium voratum
Lineage: Eukaryota; Dinophyceae; Suessiales; Symbiodiniaceae
Source: the annotation of a GenBank genome assembly
GUGGUUUUCUUCAUCGCCGUGUCCUGGGCCAUGGAGUUGGAGGUCUCCGUUCCGCUGCCGCAGCGGCAGCAGAAGGUGGCAGCGCUGAUCUCCAACAGGUGCUUGGGCCAAGCGGCAGCGGCCUUGAAACUUGAGGACUACCUCAACACAGUGCCUCUGGCGGCUUCUGGCGAGACCCGCGAGGCUUUGGGGCGCAAGGCGCCUGCUGACGCCAUGGAAGCCCUGCUGGGAGCCGCAGUUUUGGCAGGCGGCCUGGAGGCCGCCUGUGCGGUGAUGCGGCAGCUGCCCUGGUUCGGCACGGAGGAUGGCGAUGGUUAUGCAGUGCCCCUCGGCUCGCCGACAGAUGCUGCCAGUUGGCUUGGAGCUGCAGUGGUGCGCCUCAGCUGCUCCGCUUGGGUUCUUUGCCAUCACCCCGAGCUCUCGGCCCAGGGCCUCUCUGACCUGCGGCAGGAGUUGCUGACGCAAGGAGACGCGUCCUCCAAGCGCUCCGGCACCGGAUGCGGAGCUGGACCGACGUGGUUCCCAAUCCGUUUCGCCAGCGACUUGUACCCAGUGAUUCCUCUGGUGUUGUAG